CAUCUGGCCACACAGGCAGUAGUAGACUAUGAGUGGCUUGUCCUCACUGUACUCCUGCUGGUCCUUUGCAUCGGACACCACCACACUCCCCGAUACCACCUUGGGCAUGAUGGAUUCUUGCCUUGCUCACUCCCUGCAGGCAUGAAGUGAGCACACUUGACAUGGACACCUUGAGGUCACCCGUGGAGGACCUGCACCAGGAGCCUCCACCCAUUGUUUCUCAGAGUGACCCCAGCUCAAGAGGAAUGGUGAUAUCUGGGGACAAGUUGGUGUUCUCGCCACCUCUGUAUGCCCAGCGCUACCAGGCUGUGCAGGAGAUCAUCACUGCCAGCAAGAUGCCCAUCACUAAAGUUGUGGACAUUGGAAGUGCAGAGCUGAAAUUCUUCCGCAACUUGCGAUACAUAAAUGGAGUGCAAGAGGUGGUGCUGGUAGAUGUUGACGAGGAAACACUUCAGAGUAGCAAGCACCGAGUGCAGCCCCUGAUGGCAGACUUCUUGCUGCGGCGACAGGAGCCUCUCACAGUGAAGGUGGUGUGUGGUGAUGCCCGGGUGUAUGACCCACUUCUCUCCGGGGCACAGGUGGUCACCCUCAUUGAAGUGAUUGAGCACAUGAAUGAGUGUGACCUGCCGGCCCUGGUGCAGUGCGUGUUCCAGCAUGUGAGGCCACACCUGGUGGUGGUCACAACCCCUAAUGCUGACUUCAACAAGUUCUUCCCCAACCACACCCCAGGAAAGUUCCGGCAUUGGGAUCACAAGUUUGAGUGGACAGCACAGGAAUUCCAGCACUGGUGCCUGGGAGUGGUGGAGGAGUACCAGGAUUACACAGUGGAGUUUUCUGGCUGUGGUCUUGGGCCAGACGGCACCUUCUGUACCCAGGUGGCCACAUUUUGGCACCACACACAGUAUCAAGAGCAUUCAGAGCCUUUACUCAGAACAGCCAUGACAGGCACCUCCUUUGGGGAGGUGGGAGGCUUGGCACAGACUGCUGGACUGGAAAGUGUGUACAAAAUUAUAGCAGAGUGUGAGUAUCCAGUGGACAAGAGGACCAAGGAGGAAUGGGAGGUAGAUUAUGCCAUGAAUCGUUUCAACUCCUUAAGAAAUUUUUUGGUGGCAGGGGACCGGCAAGGCAUUGAGUCCAGCGUUCCUGUGUGGCAGCAGCAGGACGGAGGACUUGGCCUGCCCUCUCCUCCUGACAGCUCCUUGUCCUCUGACUGUAUCCAUUACCUCACACCACACUUUGAUAAUGAAGAAGCCGUCUACAAGGCCGGGGAUGUGAAGAACGAGUACUGCUUCUACAUAAUAGAUAACAGAUAUGCUCUCAUCCCCAUGAGGUCCCUCGCUCACUGGGUGAAUAGUGGGGCUGAAACUGACCUCACUGAUGAGCUGAUCAGUAGAGCCGUAGGAGAUGAAUGCUUCGAGACGCACGGCAGCAGCAGCUCCUGGGUGGGUAAGGUGAUGCUGUACGAGGAGAGAGUUUCUUCUUCUUCCAGGGUGACAGAGUCUGACUCUGAGGACACAAGCUAUGCCAGGUGGCCCUCCAUGGAAACCUUGCAUCACAACACCUCCCAUCAUUCCACAGAUGUAAAGGGCAAGUUGCAAAUUGAUGUUUGUGAAAAUGACAUUGAAAAUUGGGAUUGAGCUGAAUGUGAUUAAAGUUACAUGGAAAAAUAAUCGCAAUUCCAUAGAUAGCUUUGACAAUAUUGGGAGUGACUUGAAUAUGAUCAGUAAAUAUAUAAAAAAUAACUGGUCCAUGAGUAGUGGUGGGAAUAUUGGAAUGAGUUCAAUAUAGAAAAUCAAAA
Scylla paramamosain (green mud crab) is the source of this 1798-nucleotide messenger RNA. RefSeq names its product small RNA 2'-O-methyltransferase-like (gene Hen1). Gene Ontology annotation, cellular component: nucleus; cytoplasm. Gene Ontology annotation, molecular function: O-methyltransferase activity; RNA methyltransferase activity. The transcript is spliced from 8 exons. Lineage: Eukaryota; Metazoa; Arthropoda; Malacostraca; Decapoda; Portunidae. Gene Ontology annotation, biological process: siRNA processing; RNA methylation; piRNA processing. Bases 162 to 1637 code for a protein of 491 amino acids. The record is from RefSeq and is a predicted model, not a curated record.